UUUCGCUGUUGAUUUGAUAAUUAAACUUCAUCUUUCCCUUUGCUUUUUGUUUUUUUCCUGUUCUUCUUCUCUCUUUUUUUUUUUAACUAUUUCUUUUCUCUUUAUUGUAAGCUAAACUAUUAUUUCACAGUAUGGCUGUUGGUACCUUAAUUGUUCAUCCUGAAAAUCUUCUUGGUCUACCAUCUGAUUUGGCUCACGAUGCUAGAAUCUUUGUCGGUUGCUUUGUGCGAGAAAAUGAUAAGCAUAGAACUCACUCCGAAAGUGGUCCGGAACCUUACUGGAAGGAAUCACUAAAUUGUGAAGUACGUGAAAGCGAUGAUCAUUUGAACAUUGAAAUAGUGAAUGAAAGCCCAAGUAAUGGUGGCAUACUCGCCUCUGCCAAGGUCCCGCUUGAACCUGUAUUCAACUUGGGAACCGAGCAAAAGACAGUUGAUUUGAACUCGCACGGACGACCUGUGGGUCAGCUUAGAUUAAAGCUUACCUUCAAUGGUUCUCAUAGCACCGGUUCAGUUACUACAUCAUUUGGAAACAUGAACUUAGCUGGAGGUGGAAAUGCAUCUUACCAACAAACAGCUUCCUAUUCUCAUACUACAUCUCAUCAUGUCAGUAGUGACAGUCGUCAGAGCUCUUACUCCUCUUUGGGCCCAGCCAAUCCUAUACCAGAUAACUACGGUGCUGGCAGUCCUCCUCCAUUCACCCCUCCCGUUGGUGCCGCUGCUGCUUAUCCUGGAAAAGGCAAUACUUCCAUGCCCGCAGCGCCACCAGUAAACAAUGUUAUGAAUGCAGAAGGUGUAGUUGAUCCCAAAAAAAUGUCGAAAGACGAAUUUGAGGAAGCUAAAGCUAGAGGCAAUCUUCCAACAUGGGCUGUAAGAUUCCUAUUCUAUCAUUUUUUUUAUUUUUGGUUAUUCUAUUAUUGAACCUAUUUUAUACAUAUUCGAUUUCACUAGAAAUAUGGCGGCGGCGUUUUAGCAGGUGCUGCUGCCAUCGGUCUUACCGCUUGGGGCGCCCAUGAAUUGAAGGAGGCAUUAGAGGAGAAAUAUAGUAAGCCUACUGCAGCCCCACAUAUUCCCGAUCAAGACAAGUUACCCUACAAAAUCGAGAAUUUGCAACAUCAGCAGCCACAGCAUCCUCCUACACAACCCCAACCUCAUCAAGCAUAUCAGCAACAGCAGUCUAACGUUGGUGCUACUCUCCCUGCCGCUACUACUGCUUGUAAGUCUUCCAGUUCUGAUAAAAAAGAUAAAAAGAAGGAUAAAAAGGAUAAGAAGGACAAAAAAGAAAAGAAGGACAAGAAAGAUAAAAAAGAUAAAAAGAUAAAAAGAAGUCAAAGAAACGCAGUGGAAGUGGCUCUUCAAGUUCUUCUUCUUCAG
Molecule: messenger RNA, 1370 nt
Organism: Mycotypha africana
Lineage: Eukaryota; Fungi; Mucoromycota; Mucoromycetes; Mucorales; Mycotyphaceae
Exons: 5
Coding region: 132-917 (261 amino acids)
Source: RefSeq, a predicted model, not a curated record